Molecule: messenger RNA, 9179 nt
Organism: Cyanistes caeruleus (blue tit)
Lineage: Eukaryota; Metazoa; Chordata; Aves; Passeriformes; Paridae
Source: RefSeq, a predicted model, not a curated record
ACUUUAAGAGCUUCAGAAAAGGCGAAGUGAACAAGUAAAAAUGGUUUUGGUCACUGAGGUUCUCUCGUUUUGUUCCAGGUCUGUUCCAGCUUCUGCCCAGGGUCCCAGCGGUGCUGCAGGGGCUGCAGGGCCCCCUCCUGCCACCAACGUGUCCAGCAACAAGAGGCUGCAGCAGACACAAGCCCAGGUGGACGAGGUGGUUGACAUCAUGAGGAUGAACGUGGACAAGGUGCUGGAAAGGGACCAGAAGCUGUCGGAGCUCGACAACCGGGCGGACGCGUUGCAAGCGGGCGCCUCGCAGUUUGAGACCAGUGCAGCCAAACUGAAGAGGAAAUACUGGUGGAAAAAUUGCAAGAUGAUGAUCAUCCUUGGUGUAGUAUGCGCAGUCAUUCUCAUUAUAAUUAUAAUUUAUUUCUCCACUUGAAAGAGCAAAGAAGGAAGACUUGGCACAACCUUGUUCAUAUCAACCGACGGUAUCAGUGUUCCUUUGUUGAACUCCGCUUUUUAAUUCCCGGCCUCUCGGGAUUUUUGCUUGUAAUAACCCAUAAGCAUUCAGUGUGGUGUAUUUUGGAAUUCUGUUGUUUCCACAAGAAACUGUACCAGCUAAAUACUGCCAAGUAGUUCCAUACACUGUCUAAUCACUGUGUCUUAAAAUGUGUGCGCACUGACCUUCAGAAACUGUAGUAUAUGAAAAGCAUCUUAAAACAUCUCAGAAUCAGAGAAUGCAGCUGUGGGGAAGCUCCUGUUUAAAGGGACACUGGCAGGUGGAUUGGACCCAAACUUAAGGUUGCAGCAAACAUUAGCACCAAAAUUCUCAACUGAGCUCCUGAAGUUGGAUGGCAAAAUCCAUCGUCAGAUGUAUCUGUUGCUCCCAUUGAAGAAAAUGAUUCCUAUAAAUAUUCAUGUAAGAUAUCAUAUUUCAAUUUAACCAACCAAACACAGCCUUUUUUGAGAUUAGGCGCAGAAUCCAAAACUAAAACACUGUCCACAGAAAAUAAAUGAGACUGGUUUAUCAUCUUUUUAUGGACUUUAUUUUUGUCCCUAUGGAAAGCACCUCUGAACAACCAAGAUGGCCUCACUGUGAGAGCAACAAAAAUCUGUGAGAGCCAAAAAGCACCAGCUAGCACAGUCCUGGAAAAGCCAAGUGAAAUGCAGGAGUGGUAAUGCAAGCAUCACCAGUGACUCUUGCCAUUUGUCAGGUUUCAUGGACAUGAACUGGCAUUAUUGAAUGCCAACCCCAAUAAUUAGAGCCUGGUUUAAAGGCCAUGAGCAGCUCUGGUGAUGUCUGUGCCUGCCCAGCUGCCUCUGCAGCAGUUUGCAGAAAUGGUCCCCACUGCCAGGAUCGCUCAAAAACCAGGAACAAGUAGGGGGAACAGUGGGCAGAGGCUGAGAAAGGGAAGGGUGCCUAGCAAAGCUUUCCUGGAGAAGAGGAAGGAACAGAAACACUGUCCAAAGUGGUGUUAAUAGGGUUUAUAAAGAUAUACUUGAAUUUGUGCAUGUGGAUAGUUCAUAAACUAUACUGUCAUCUUUGUAAAGUGCUCAGCUGAGAGACCUAUUAUACUCAAUUAAUUUAAGCUAACAUUUAAUGUAAUUAAAAGAAAUUAUAUGUUGUGGCUUGAGAGAAAGUUCUUGUAUGCUCCUGUGAAUUUCUUGUUUCGUUUUUUUUAAAGCAGUGAAUAGUUUAAUCAUCCUUAACCAAACUAAAAAUUAAUUAAUCAAAUUUUGAGCCAGGAAAUUCAGGAAAGGGUCUUUUUAGGAUAACUCCUUCAGAAUUUCUAAGAAGAAUUAAUAGAAUUUUAAAAAAAAUAAUAGUUUGAUGGGUUGGGGUUUUUUUGUCUGCAAUUUAAUUAGGGAAUAGAAGCAGUGAUAAUGGAAGUGUAAAUAUUCCCACUGUGGAGUAUCUCUCCUGAUAUGGUUUUAGAUUAAAAAAAUGGAGAGCCUGGCCAGUUUGUUGCUGUGAAUCUAUACAUAAAUUGUGCAGAAGUAGAAUUUUGCAGAGAGAAUAAGUAAUGAUCGAUUGAAAGGUUCCAGCUGCAUUUCCCCCUAAGUAUUUAUCACUUUAUAGUCACGUGUCCUGCUUCAUAUCAUUAAGUCAUCAGUGGCCCCAGUCUUAAUGAAGCUGAAUAUUCAAAGUUACUAAUGUGAUAGUGGAUUCCCUGGUAUGCCCUGAUCACUUCAACACAACACAAACAAUUCUGAAAUCCUCAUGGGCUGGACAAAAAUCGUAGCAGCGAUGAGAGGCCUGACUCUGGAGGGGGCACAACUGAGGGCUGUGUAAAAAUGAGCUUGCACUGGUAGAGGAAUGAGCCAUCCAACUUCAGGAGCCAUUUGAACUGCUAAGAUAACUGGAUAGCUGACAUGAAGGAAUUCUCUCCUGAAAGUGGGACCCUGCCUCCCACAGCUGUGUUGGGCGUGGUGUCCCCAAAGGGCUUCUCCACCGAGCAGCCUCACGAGAUGGAGAUAGCUUUUGCUGGAGGUGGUGCAACUUCAGGAAGGUGAAAUGCUGACACUGAGCCUUAAUGCAGAUGUUCCUUCUCCUCUGGGAGGCUGAACUGGUGCUCAGCUGGCAGGACUGCAAACACACAUGAAAGAGUUUGAAUCCUCUAAAGCUCCCAAAUGAAACUGCAGUGGAAGUGCUACAAGGGUGCAAAGCUUGCAUCCUCCCAGCUAAUGUAGUUCCAGCAAGUUAAUAACCAAAUAAUACCUUCAGGUGAGAGUGGAGAAUAGGAACUGCUCUUUGUGGAAUGUGGACCCAUUCUCUCUCAAAACUGUAACUAAUGGGGAUGCCUGCUAAAUAUAAGUGAGAAUUUGCAAGGAAGAGCUAAGAAACCUGCCUUCUAGUGGGUUGUAGAAUGUUUGUGAAGAGACUGUUUCCUUCUGUGUGGUAAUGAAAUACGGUAAAUUAAUGUGUUUAACUUUCCAAAGCUGUUUGCCCAGGGUGUGCUGGUGAAUGCUCAAUGUUUGCUACUGCAUGUGCUGUGGUGGUAGGUUGUAAUUGGUGAGAUAAACUGUGUAACCUUUCUAAUUCAGGAAGCAUGAACAAGUGUGUCUUUCCCCCAUGCACAGACCCAGAGCUACUCUGGCACAGAAUAUGGUAACACAGGACUGUUCAGGGUCACAGAUUGUGCAAGAGCAUCACAUAUGUGCAGGCUGGUGCAGAGCACAAUCUAUACAAACACAGCUGGAGAUCUGAUUUGUGUUGAAGCCAGGAUUGAUUGUUUUCCACUCACUGCUUCUACAUUUUAAAUGCCCGUGCAGUUACGACUGCCUGCCUGUAAGUUUUCCAUGGCAAGGUUAAGUCAUUCUUGUUCAGUCACCACUGAUGAGAAUUUCAGCUCCUGCUCUGCACCACUGACUGCUGCCUCAGCUCUUGGGCUGGUAAAGCAUCACAAGAGGGCCCCUGUUUAGUGACUCCCUGGCAAACCCUCAGGGCACUCCUAGGCCACUGCUUUCUGACUGCUGCCUUGGGGACCAAACUGCAGCCUCUCCUGGCUGCAAGCAAUGCUUCUGAUAGCUUUAUCCAGAAACAGAUACUGUUUGAGGCCUGCCUGCUCCAUCCUCACAAGCAGCUCCUCCCCUGCUUUCCGGAGCCCAGCUGUACAUGCCAGGGGCUGUACAGCAGGAGAUGCCCUUCACACACAGCACAGCGGAAAGCAAGGGGUUAACAGCUGCUCCAUGCCUGUCUGUGCUGCUGCUUGGCUUCUCAAGGAUCUUCUCAAUGAUCCUGCAGCAGCCCCUGAGCUUGGACAAGUGUUGCUUGCACCCACCACCAACAGGUUACUGAGGUCCUGCUCGGGCAUUACACCUUCUCUCCAAUUCAGCUCACAGAUGUGGAUUUAAACCCCAAAACAGCAUUUGCACAGAGCUUGGCAGGAAAACUUAGUGUGGAAACCCUAAGGAGGUGCUUGACCUGAUCUUCACAGCAUUCCAUGACAGCACAGUCAAUCCAACAGAGUCAAACCUAAUCCAGUGCUCUUAGAAGAAGGAUGGGAGAAUCUGACAAGGAUUCUGAACCCAGGGCCUGUAAGACAAGGGGUGAGUUAGAAAUGUAGUCAGUUGGAUUUCUAAAGCUGGCACUUCCAUUCAGUUGGAAUCCACAUGAGGUUAGCCCCAGGAACAGUUUAGACAAGUAAAAUAUUUGGGUUUUUCCUUUUUAUAUCGUGAUCUGCAAUAAGUGACUUAAACACUCAGUGAUGGAAGAGCAGGACACCAUUGACUGUGCAAGGAAUUAAUUACAACAGCCUCAAUCUGCUGUGCUUUUGUCUGAGUAGCAAGACCUUUUAAAAUUCUACUGUUUCUGUCACUGCUCCUCUGACAGGGACCCAACUUUCAUUUUAUGAGCAGCUGGACUACUUCUUGUCUGAAUACCAAGGAUUUUAGCCCUUAAGAGCAAAUUCUUGACAUUGGUAGUAGAACAUACCUGCAAAAUGUGAUGUCUGCUUCUCAGAAGGGCACCCACCAUGGCAGAGUUAAACUUCAGGAACUUCUAGAAGAUCAAGCUCAACUCUUCCAUGAUUUUUCAUAGUGAAUUUUCUCUAUUCCAUGGGAGAUUAUCCACACAGAGGGAAUAUGCAUGAUCUAUUAUUUGAUUUUUAAGAGAGCACCUUGACUGCAUGUUGGUGGGAGACCUUCACCAAUAACCUAGGGAGCACUUGGGGUGUGAUCCAGGAUUUUCAUCUCAGCCCUGCUUCUCCUGCCCUUUAAACAGGGAAGUGAGCUGAACCUGCAGCCUCCCAGUGUACACAGUGAGUAUUAGAAAAAGGCCUCAAAGUCUCUUUGGUCUGGCUUUGCAUCCUGACCUGAACUUUAGACCUGUAACAGAUCAUAACCUUUGGGCCCUCUGUCUCGUCAGAAGACUGGGAUGCUCUUCCAGCCAGUUCUUCCUCACCUGAUUUGCUAGACAAGAAACUUCAAAGCCAGAGAAAGCACAAGCACCCUCAAAUUAGCUUCUUUAAAAGCCAAAUUAAAAGGCAGAAGAAAGUAGAUUGAAAAAAAUUAAUUGCAGCUAGAGAAAUGAGGCUGGAGGUUUCUCAAACAGUAACAUUAUUGUCAGGGGGGGACACUGGAUUGGGGUGUAUGAAACAACCAAAGCAGAACCUCACACCAGUUGUUCUUUCUCCAUCUGGUCUACUUCAGAAACACUUCAGGAAAGGAUUCAGUUUUCCUCUUCAGUUAAUUUUCCUUCCUCAAUUGAUUAAUGUAUGUCUCAAUUGAUGUGCUCAGUAGUUUUUCUACUCCAUUGAGAACCGUAAGACUCUCUGCCUCUAAACACAUGCAUAAAAAGAGAUCUGAGCCACCCAAGGAGUUUACCUUCCUUCCUGGUGCACUGACAUUUAAAAGCUACAUCUUAGAAUAAAGCAGAAAAACUGUGGCAGUCUGGUUACAUGCAGUUUUGGUGGAGUAAACACUUGAUUAUUCAACAGUGAGUCACUCCUGCAGUAACCUCAUUCUGUCAUGAGUGUAUCACAUCUGCUAACUCUCCAAAGCAAACCCAGAACCUGCACUGCUUUCAAACAUGAAUUCAGCCUCAUGGUUUGCACAUAACACUCUAUUCAACCAGAGAAGCCAUGUGCUACAAGUUUAAAAGGGCAAUGUGCUUGUUCUCAAAGAGAAAACAUCAUAGGCAACAACAGAGACAAUUAGAAAAAAACCUUCUCCAUUCUUUAGCUCUUCUCACAGUGUCUGGCUUAGCCAUUAUUCUUCAAGUCUCUCUCUGUUCUCUUAGAAAGCCACUGUGGUUUUGGAGCGUGGUGCAUUUGGAACACAGAACAUUGUUCUGCCCUCUGGGUUGUCUCCCUGCCUUCUGCCCCAGUGUCACUGCUGCCCUCAGCAGAGCUCAGGUGAGCCUUGGCUGAAGCAGAACCUCCUCCCCACAGUGCCCAGCUCUCCUCAAACCUCCACCCCCUGGCUGACAGCACCUGGGGCAGAACACGGCUCCUGGGCCUUCAUUUGGCUCAAAAACAUCUGACAUAAAAGAAGGCCAAACAACAGCAUUUUUGCUACACUACUUUAAAUUGGAAUUAUAAUUACAUUUAUUUAACAGUUCUUGUAACAGAAAUUUCAUUAAUUCUUUUGGAAAGAGAGGGAACACUAAAUAAGGAUAUUGUGGCGAUCACAAUACUGUAAAUUGGGAAAUGGUCCAAGUGAAAUAUUGCUAACAUUCAGUGAAAUCCUUUUUAUAAGUGGCUCUACCUAAGAGCACCCUUUUCAUAUUAAAAUUAAGCAGUGCUUGUCUAUUAAAUUCAAAUAGCUGAAUGAACUGUGACAGAUGGUAGGUUUUUUCUGGCCAGUGCAGGAGAUGGAUGGUGCAGCACUCCUUGCAGAGGGCACCAUUUGGGCUGUUCUAGCCCAGGACAUGGGGCUGCUGGCAGCUUCAGUCAAAUCAGCAUUUCAGAGUGCCUGGGGCAGGAAAGAUCCAGCCUGAAUGUCCUAGAGCAGUUUGAGCUCGGUAACAGAAUCUUUUUGACACAGCACGAUUAUUACCUGUGCCUGUCCACCUGUAAAUGGUCUAAGGUGAGGAUAAAAAACCCCUCUGUUGAAUCUCUUAUAUUCCUGUCAUAUAUAUGUGAACACAUGGUGGUGGUCUGAGUUCUUUGUGAGGAAAAGUUUAGAAGGAUUCAAUCAGUUUCUCCCCCUGAUACACUGCGGGUUUGUUUAAAGUAAAAUUAAAUAAUGGCAGCUGCAAUUAUUUUCUUUCUAAGAUGAAGGAUUGAGAUAGUGCAUAUAAUGGACCUACAAAUUCAUAGAUGCUCAAUGCAUAAUUUUUUCAGAAGUUUAGCUAUUAAUAUUUAUAUUGUUCAUCUGAAUGUUUGCUAAAAUUUCUUUAUUAAUGAAAGUAGUCUUGGCUGGAACUGAAAAUUCAGUGAUCAGUGUGACUACCAUGCCACCAGCAAGCUACUAAAUAAUGCAAGUUCAGCCUUUCAUGGAACCCAAAGGGAAAAUAUAUUCUGAUCCAAAGUAGAAAUGUAUGGCAAAGACUAUGGGUAUAAAGUUUAACCAUGACUUAUUUAUAUAUUAUUUAAGCAAUUAACAGCUAGAAAAAUAGUCAAACGCUUAGUUUCCAAAGCUUAACUAAGGAUGAAAGAACAUUUUUUUUUCCUCACUAGAAAAGCUAAUUUCAAUCUAUAUUCCAUCUACUUUUUCCCCAGACAAUAAAAUGCUAAUAUUGCUAUGACACACUCGCAGAUCUGCACAAUAAAAUGUUACGGAUAGUUUACUUAUCACUAAAAACAUCAUUAUUUUUGUAAAUGAAACGUCCUCCCUCCCCCAACCACAAAUGUGGUAAAAUAUUACUCACAUGAGGUUUAUCAGCAUCACUGAAAGAUUAGAAAUUAGCACCUCCUACUCAAGAGCAGGACUCAAAAAUAUGCUUUGUCUGUUGCAAAAAUACAUUCUGAGGGGGAAGCACAAACUGUGUAGAGGUUAAAGUUUUAUUUGACAGCUCCUAUUCUUUUUUCCUUCCCCUUUCCAAAGGAAGUGCUUAUAUAUGUAGAGAGGCAUUUACCAUUUGGGUGAGGUGUUCUCCUUCCAAGGAUGAAAGAGGUGAAACAGCCACAUUCUACUGUGAGCCACCUUUAGUCGUUUUGCAGCAUCAAAAGUCCUCUAAGUGGCAAGGUAUGAACUCUUAUUAUAAACUUGUUAUGCUCAUUGCAGGAAAUGAGUUCAUAGCCAGCUAAUUAGUAUUUUCCUUAACGACUUGUGCUUGAGUGUUAGCACAGAAGAGCAGCCUCUGGAGGUGUUUGUGCAAUCAAUUCUGCACUGCAGUAUCUCACACUCGCCAGCCUGGAGCGAGGAGCGAGGCAUGUCCUGGUCUGGAAGUGACUUCAACGUGUGCCCAAGCACACAGUGAAUUUCCAUUUUCUGUUUAACACAACGAAAAAAACCCUCAUUUGUCCUCGCUAAAUCCAGGCCUGGCAUGGAAUCUGUGCCAUGUUCUAAUUCAGCAGUGGAAAAAGCUUUCCUUUGAAUGAUAAAAAAUACUGGGGUGAAAAGGACCCUCCGGGGCUGCCUGGUCCAGUGUCCUGCUCGGAGCAGGGCUGCCUUUGGGGCUGGAGCAGGUUACACAGCUUUGGUUUUGAUGAGGUUUGAAAACCUCCAAGACCCACAGCUCCACGACAAUUUCUGUCAUUGGGUAUGUUCAGUGCCCUACCAAGGCUGAUGGAAGUGCAGGAAACACCUCUGUAAGUGCACGUGCUUUAUGGUUUUGCCUUUUUGUUCUGUUGUGCACUGAUCUGAUUAGAAUCGAAUUCAGACCUAGUGGAAUUAGGUGUAACCCACCUCUUUUUCAAAGAAUUCCCACUGAAAUUUUCCUUUGUUCUUGUUGCCAUUGGAUGAAGGCAGAUGUGAUGAUGCUGAGGACAUCAGUGCAUUCUCUCCCCUGUGUGAGUGUGUGAAGCCUGCUUCUCUGACACUCAGCCUGGAAUAGGCACAGAAGCAGACGCAGGACCUCUGCUGAAGUCUUGUUCUGUAUUAUCUGAGGUCAGUGACAAAAUCUGGAGUGGCUAUUAAGUUACUAAACUGGCACCAAAGAAAGAAGAGGAUUUACUGAGAUUACUCCUUCUCCUCACAAGUAACCUUGGCAAUGCCACACCCGUUUCAAAUGCUGAUGGAAUUGCAGUGCAAAAUAAAAACCUUUCUUCUACCUCUUUCCUUGUAAUUCUUCAAGCUUUACUUCCUGUAAUGGGAAUAACCAGAAAUAAGCUUUCAGUUGCCCUUUUAAAAGCCCAAACUCCAGACCAAAUCUCUAACUGCAUUCUUUUUAAGGCCACACCGUGGUGUUAAGCUCUGUAGUAACACACUCAGAAAGGACCUGAAAGUCUGUGCUGAGAACAGCAUCUCUCACCUCACAGACUCAGCUGUACUGAGCAAGGAGCUGUGAUUUGUGCCUCUACAGAAAAACAACCCAUUUGCACCUUAUUGGAACGAUCUGGAGAGGGAAAAAAUAAUGUUGUGGAGACCAGGACAUUUCUUAAAGUGCUUUACCUGGAGGUCAGUGGAAUUUCAUUUAUAAAUGAUAAAAUGCAUGUAUUUUGAUGCUGAAAUUGUGAUGACUUACAAAGUUUGAUAUUACUGUACUUUUCUGUGAACGGUGAUUUUUUUGAAGUGGUGAACAUAUUUUCCAGGAAUAUCGUAGACAUUUGUAACAUGUAUGUUUGUGCCAAUAAAUCUUGUUUUAAGAA